Molecule: messenger RNA, 2574 nt
Organism: Styela clava
Lineage: Eukaryota; Metazoa; Chordata; Ascidiacea; Stolidobranchia; Styelidae
Product: fibulin-7-like
Molecular function (GO): calcium ion binding
Source: RefSeq, a predicted model, not a curated record
UUUAAUUAAGUUUCAAACCUACUUUACUUUAAUCAUGCUUUGACUGUCCGGGUGAUAUUUACAAUGUUUCGUUAUCGAUUACACUUGCGACCUCACGGAUAUUGGACUUUACUCGGAAUUCUUACAAUUGUGUGUGGAGCACCUAUGAAUGAUGAUCUUUCCACAGUACAAAAAUUGCAACAUACAAUCAAAGCUAUGGAAUCCUUACUUGAAAAACAGCAACAAAGAAUGUUAUCUGGAUUCGAAGGGAUGCGAAGAAGAGUCAACGCAUUGGAGAAAAUUGCUGAUAAAACAAGAAAAGAAAUUGAACACAGUGCAGACGCAAUAUGUCCUUCGCUGACAGCUCCCAUACAUGGACGAGUGUUGGGAGGUAAAAGGCGAUCACAAGGAGAUCUUGCUUAUUAUGUUUGUGGUCCAGGCUACGAAAUGAAAGGAAAUGAAGAAGUCGUUUGCUUAGAAAACGGGACUUGGAGUGGAAGAAAGCCUGUUUGCUCUGAUGCCACCCCUCUUUCUAUGACUGGCGAACGUAGAAAAUCAGAUUGUGACAAUGUAGAUGGAGAAAUGCACGUGUGUACUUGCCCUGUUGGAUUUCAAUUAUCCAAGGAUCAAACUACUUGUAUAGAUGUGGACGAAUGUGCCAACUUCAGAAAUGGUGGGAAAUGUUUAAAUGAAUGUAGAAAUCUACCUGGAUCGUAUCAAUGUAUUUGUCCGUCUGGUUAUAACGUUGAUAAAAUUCAAGGAUGCAGAGAUAUCGAUGAAUGCGCUUCAGAACAUACUAACAAUUGCAGUUCACCCACAGAAUGUUUAAACACGGGUGGAGGAUUUCAAUGCAUUUCUACGGAUUGUCCUCGACACUACAUAAAAACAGGGGCACGACUCUGCCAGAAGAUGCCUUGCAAACCAGAAGAUAACAUUUGCCACGGACUACCCUACAGUAUUACAUAUUUUCACAUGGCAACGACCUCGAAUAUACGAAUACCAAGCAAAAUUUUCCGAUUAACAACGGAAAGUGGCAUCGACAGAAGUAUAACAAGAUUUGCAGUCGCUCCAGGCAAAGACAGUUUUUAUUUCACAUCGCGAAGAGUCGAUAGAAGAACCGGAUGGUUAGUUCUUUACCAAAAGCCGAUAGGGCCCAAGAAGCUGCAAGUUGAUUUUCAAGCAAAGGAACAUCAAAGAAAUGGGAAGCUUAUUGCAGCCCACGUAGGUAGAGUUACAAUCUACGUUUCUGAAUACGCAUUCUAAACCUUGCAACUGCUUACCUAAGCUGCUGCUGAUCCAUGCUUGAGAUUGAGAGUCCUGUUUUAUUUAUUUCUCAUUUGGUGGAGAAGAGCUAUUGACACUACAGCUAAUCGCUUAAAAUUUGCUGAAACAACCAAGAUACUACCAUGUAUUAAACAUUGGCAUUGUUUAUAGAUAUCGAUUAGCCUCAGUCCAACAAUAGUUUUCAGUGGCUCGAGCAGGCUGACUUUUCAUCCAUAUGUACGUAAAAAUACGGUAGGGAAAUACCAAGUGGUGCUUUGAAUUAUUUGAUUUCGUGAUAGAAGAUAGGACCAGUCGCUGUGUUAUGAUGAAUGAAUAAACUGGGUGCAAAGUGAAGUGCAUAUGACCGUUUUAAAUGGGUUAGAUUAUAUUCAAUCUAAUAUGCCAAUGCUGGGUGUGCUUCUCAUAUACAUGCUAUGUACAACUUGAACGGAAUAUGUUCAAAAAUUAAUAAUAAUCUUGAGAAAAAUGUCGAUAUUUCCGAUUUCAUUUCUAACAGUUUAUGCUUAUCCUAAUUUUAUCGUCUUCACGAGAUGUUUUCAGUAUAUAUUAUUCAAGUUUGCUUUUCAUUAUUUUUAUUUACCAAUUCCAAGUUCUAAAACAAUUUUGAAAUUGGAAGUUUUCUGGCAAAUUGCUACUAUGAUAAUGAUCAGAUAGAUAUUCUUCUAUCAUCUGAGAUGAGGUCCCCAAUCGUCAACGCUAUUCCUAUGCUGAAAUUUUGCCGGUACUUUCAGCUCUUAUCGAUUUCUAUUCCUGACAACUUGGAACGCUUCAAGUCUCGCGCUGACAUCUAUUUACUGAUGUCUCUUUCAAAAAAUAAAAGCAUACCAGGGAGUGUCUUUUAUCAGUAUUGUUUCAAUUUUAGGCAAGGGCUGGUGACCUUGCUUUGAACAACCCUGCAUUAAACGCACUACUAUCGGCACCACAGAGUGAAGACCUGUGCAUAUCCACACUAAAUUAAACUAAAAUAAGAAAGAGUACUUACAAUUUUGAACAUAUAUCGUAGAAGCCUAAAAAUCUUGCAAUCUUCUACCUUCGUUUGUAUCAUACAUCUUUACUAACAACGAUCCAUUUUAAACCAUCAGUAUACGGAGUAUUUUGUGAGUCUUUGAAUAAAUAUAUAUUUAAUAUUAUGAAAUAUUCGUGCACUUGGUAGUCAGAUCAUGGACUUCAGGACUUACGUUUUUGUGUCUGAAUUAUUUUUAUCCAGUGUUCCAUCAAAUUAUUGUUGCAUUUCUUUCUUUUUUUAUUCUUUUGCUCGUUUCUAAAGUAACCCGAUAAACUGCGACGAAAAAUAAAAAAAAUAUUGGCAAA